Messenger RNA from Nematostella vectensis (starlet sea anemone), 1870 nucleotides. RefSeq names its product beta-4C adrenergic receptor. Gene Ontology annotation, biological process: G protein-coupled receptor signaling pathway. The record is from RefSeq and is a predicted model, not a curated record. Lineage: Eukaryota; Metazoa; Cnidaria; Anthozoa; Actiniaria; Edwardsiidae. Bases 402 to 1448 code for a protein of 348 amino acids. Gene Ontology annotation, cellular component: membrane. The transcript has a single exon. Gene Ontology annotation, molecular function: G protein-coupled receptor activity.
UUUGUAAAGGAAAAAGAUGUUCUGUUGUGUUGUGUUCAGUGUUAUGCAACACGUCCAAGGAAGUAUUUUUUUCUGUAGGUACACUUCGAAUCCGUCAACAAAGCAAACCAGCAUCCGUUACAAACAACUCUUUUUCCCAGGUGACGCACUUCCUGUGACAUGUAUUUGCUUUAGUACUUGCGGAAGGAUAAUUGGUUAUGUUAACACUCCGAGGCUUUUCGGGUGCUAUAUAUUCUACCGUGGUCAUGCCUGAUGUGAGUGUCGCCAAGAGGAUCACAAAGGAAAGUGUUUGCCAUAACUGUAUAUAACUUCUUGGUGGUUCAAGAAGCUAAACGUUUGCCACUGUCUAGUUUUGAUCUAUUUUUGGUCUACUUUUUUUAACAAUUCCCGACUCUACGCAAAUGGCUCUAAUUGCAUCAUCAACUCUCAGCCCAUUGAACGUCACGUUGCAGCAGCCAGUCAAUGGCUCUACUAACGCCUCGCAAGUCUGGUCUCCAUUAGGCCCAUUGUCAGAGCUGAUCACUUGGUGCGGCAUGUAUGCCUUGGUCGCUAUCAUCACCGCCAUCGGGAACGGUCUAACACUGGCAGUAUUUUACAUGCAACGUGACAAACCGGGCAUACGCAAAUGUCAUAACAACAAGUUUCUGUGCAGCCUUGCAGUCGCUGACCUGUUUGUGGGCGCAUUGUGUGUUCCCAUGUACGUGACUCAGCUAAUCUCAUCCUGGGGGCCUGGGCAUCUAGAGACCAGUGUGCUCUCAAAUCAAAUUUUUCUCACGAUGGACGUGUUUUGCGGGAUGGCGUCUGUUUUCACGCUGUGUGUAAUAGCUCUUGAUCGUUUCUUCUCUGUCUACGCGCCCCACGCUCAUCGCAUGGCGUCCGCUACAGUCUACUUGACGGCAUUGUGCUCUCCGUGGCUGCUAUCCUCUUUCCUAGCUCUGUUUUUUUUCCUGAGUCUAUUGGGCUAUCUGCCGUUCAAGUACGUGUACAACGCGGUCUCUCUGUCCCUGUUCACGGCCCUGUGUGUCAUGUCUGCUGCCUAUGCAGGGACCGGGACCUCACUUCGACGUAGCGCCGCGAAGGCGGGACGGCAGUCUGCAAGGUCAGCGGCCAACCGACGAAAGCAAGUCAAGUUCACCAAGUUGACGCUGAUUGUGACGCUGACGUUCCUUGUCAGCUGGUGUCCUUUUCAGAUCCUCAACAUCGUCUUUUACGUCUGCACGAUACGUGGAAUGUUCUGCACGCCUGUGAUCAGCGCGUCAGCGGUGCAAAGUGUGAAGCUACUGCAGUACGCUAGUUCCAUGGCGAAUCCCGCUAUCUACUCCUUCAAGAUCCCCGAGUUCAGGGGAGUGAUCAAAGAGAAAACCUCUUUACUAAGAGCGCGUGGCUCGACGCGUGCACUUAAGAUGAAUCAAAGAAGAGAUGGGAUCGAGCUGACUGUGGAAAGUUAGAGAGUGAGGGAAGUGUGCGCGCACUAGUACCUGAUCUCUCGGUUCUUUACCAUCAUUACCCUUUCUUGCUUGCUUGCUUACUUAUUGACUUACUUAUUUACUUACGUAUUCACAAGCCAUAUUUCGAGUAAUUAGGCCAGUGUACUUUUUUAUUCCAAUCACAUUUCUAGAACAAAACUUAGCACUUACACAUCUGUUGUAAGCUUAAUCAUGAUGUUCUUCUGAUUGAUGAGAAAAAUGUUCUUGAUCUUGUACGAGUAGCGAUGACAACUUCGGCACGGUUAACUGUGAGACGAACAAACAAAUUAAUUAGGAAAGAAACAAGCUCCCCUCUUGAAAUCAUUGCUGCUUUUACGGAAUGACAAUAUACAGUCUAUUACUAUUACAAUUACUAUUCUGUGGAAGUUCAAUUUAUGAACAUA